GAGACGCACAAAAAGGUUACAUGGGCCAUGCCAACAAAUAGUCUCAGACACUCAAUCGCAUUUGCAUCAAUCCUGCACGCAAUCGAAGUUUUAUACUUUUUUCUACUUCCUCGAGUGGAAUGAAGUCUCUUCACUUCCUUUUGCUCUUUGCCUUGGUUGAAACUUCCCCUAUUCCUGAAUUAACAUCGCCGCUCCUUCCCAAAUCUUGCCUGGAUUAUUUACAACAAGGGAUGACUCAGAAUGGUUUCUAUGUCUUAGUUGAUAACCAAGGCCAUCCAUACAUGACUUACUGUGAUCUGUCAUACGAGCCGGGCUCCGCGUGGACCCUAGUAAUGUCUUGGCAGACUGCGAAAUUCCGGGAUUUGCCUUAUUUCAAAACCAAACUGUUCACAGAAGAUGCUCCAAUCAACGCAGGUAGUCCAAACUGGUUUAUUUACCGCGAGACACUUGCAAGAAUGAAAUCCAUCCGUAGUCAAUCCACGCACUGGCGAGCAACGUGCAAUAUCAACAACCUAGAAGCGAUCGAUUACGAAGAUUACCUUCGGGGAAAGCUCAAAGACUUGGAUAUCUUAACGUGGCAGGGUGGGCGAACUUGUUUUUCCAUAGACUAUGUGAACAUUCGCGGAAAAGCUGCGGGCACUGGCACUACCAUGGCAUUCUGGCAGGUUCCUAAUAAGUAUAUUCUCCACACAGACAGCACAAAUACCGGAUGUGAAUUUUAUUAUGAAGCGAAUCCAAUUGUGGACUUUUUCGGUUUCUACGGAGAUGGACUUAGCCCUAAAUUCCGCUGCAGUGCAGAGCCUGAGGCCACUACUCAAUGGUGGUUUGGUGGUUAUCUCUCAAAAGAGCCAUUUUUUCAAAACAGUUCUCAACCAGUAGGCGCAUAAAAAAAAAAGAGUUUAAUCCAGUUAAACGUCAUAAGAUCCGAUAGCGAAUUCUUUCUUUCGGCUUCCAUACAUUUGAUUAGUAACAAAUUAGUAGAAUAUGGUGUAAUAUUCCGAGAACACCAUUUAGCAGAUGAGUUUGUCGUUUCUCGUGAUCUAUUAUAUGCGCUAAACUGCGAGCAUUUCCUCCUUUUCGGCGAAGUCCGUCGGGGGAGUAAAAAAACCAAUGCAAAAAA
This is a messenger RNA of Pocillopora verrucosa, 1120 nucleotides long. Lineage: Eukaryota; Metazoa; Cnidaria; Anthozoa; Scleractinia; Pocilloporidae. The record is from RefSeq and is a predicted model, not a curated record.